AUGGAUACACCUGUCGAGAUGCAGAGGCCCACCUUCCAACCAUACCACCAAUUCUCCAGUCCUACGAACUCUGUGAUUGAUGAGUCACCGAUCAGCCCAGUGUCACCGACCAGAGGUCUGCCAGCCUACCAGCAGGGACCACAGGGAGCUAUGACUUCGCCUAUACCAGAUCAGAAGGCGCAGGCGCAGAGUCCGCAGGAGAUGCAUCCGGCUUUCUUUGCACCAUAUAAAGAGGAACAGCCAGCGCAGCAACAGGCGCAACAACCUCCGGGCAUCGCUCCCCGCAGAGAAGAGGCGCCAGCGCAACAGGCCCCACAGCCCCGAGUUGUUGGAGAGCCGCAGUCGCCGGGACCUAUACCAAUCAAGACACAUGAAGCACCACCGCAUUUUGCAGCGCCUCCGACCAGCAACAGCCCUCCGACCCAAAGUUCACCCGCUGCGCCAGAAACGAAGCGGGAAAUCUACAAUCCAGACUCCCUUUUUGGGCCGAACGGUGGAUCGGAAACCCACCGUCCGGGCCAAGUCUCGCAUCCGAAUGCUGCAAUAGACCCGCAUUGGAGAACCGGCCUGUGCGAACCUGAUACCGUGUGCUGCAUGGGCAUCAUAUGUCCCUGCAUGGUCUACGGAAAGACCAUGUACCGCCUAUCUCGACGCGCGCAGAAACAAGAUCCUACGGAUAUGCUAGGUUAUGAGAGUUGCAAUGGCUCUUGCGCGCUCAUGUCUUUCGGAUGUGGGUUUCAAUCAUUACUCGCAGCGAUUCAACGGACCCGCAUAAGGAAGCUAUACCACCUCGAAGGCAGCUUCGGCACAGACUGUCUGAAAGCUUGCUGUUGUUGCUGCUGCGUCAUCAUGCAAGACGAGAGAGAAGUCCGUGAACGAGAGGAGCUGAUACGGAGGCACGCCGGCCCGGCUGCAGGGGCAUACGUAGCUCCCGAGGGGAUGACUUAUGCACCGCCGCCUCGAUGA
This is a messenger RNA of Letharia columbiana, 966 nucleotides long. RefSeq lists its product as uncharacterized. Lineage: Eukaryota; Fungi; Ascomycota; Lecanoromycetes; Lecanorales; Parmeliaceae. The transcript has a single exon. The coding region runs from base 1 to 966 and encodes 321 amino acids. The record is from RefSeq and is a predicted model, not a curated record.